This is a messenger RNA of Hydatigera taeniaeformis, 312 nucleotides long. The record is from the annotation of a GenBank genome assembly. NCBI's taxonomy places the organism in Eukaryota, Metazoa, Platyhelminthes, Cestoda, Cyclophyllidea, Taeniidae.
AUGCGUGUAGACGGUGGCAUUGAGGUGAUGGGAGAGAGUGAGAUUGUCACGGAGCCCUACAACAGUGUCAGUCAGCUCAGCUACGACCUCUCGCCUGAGACUCCCUUGUCCACCUCAAAUCGACGAUACCCACCGCUUCAGCUUGCAGCCUUGAAGCCACCCAACUGUGGGUCAUCUUCAAGAUCAACGCCAUCGAAGAUGAAUCGAAACUUGACCGAAUCCUCCGCUAUAAAGGCGUCACCUUUGCAAGUACUACAAAGUCAAGGACUUUCUGUAAUUGUGGAAUGGAUGCAGAGCACUGUGGAGCUCUAG